AUGACAUCACAGCCUCAACUCCACGGCGGGGCUGUACAUCACCAGGUUGCCCACAACGACUCAGCUCAACAAGCCCAGCCUCACAUUCAGGCCCAUCUUGACUCAAAUGCGAGCACCAGCACCACCCGGCGUCUGGAGAGCAGAGCUCUCCCCCGCCGGCCCGGAUGCGCCAGUUCGUCAAGCACCGGUGCCGUUUCGCCCUGUUUAGUCAACUCCAGCAUAUCCAAAGGAUCAAGGUGCUUGGAGCCCUGGCCCGAAGAGGCGGUGGAUAAGUCGCACGGGUUGAAUUCACUCCACCGCAUGUUCGAUAUCGUGGGAGCCCAGCUCACUCAUCGGGACGUUCGAGUACUGUCGUUUUUGUUCGUCGACGUGAUCGACGAGUAUGAACGUGGCGGCAUCAGGAGCGGAAGGGAUUUCUUGCUGGCGUUGGAGCGACAGGGUCGAUGCGAUGAGACCAACUUUCAACAUGUGCUCCAGCUUCUGAGGAUCAUCACUCGUCAUGACCUUUUGCCUUACGUCACACUUAAAAAACGGCAGGCUGUGUGUCCAGAUCCUGUUGACAAGUACCUGGAAGAGACGUCCGUGCGCUACAUUUCCCCCAGGGGAGGCAUAAAGAGCAGGGACAGUGCACCUCACAGAAUGACAGGACCGUACGUUGGCCCGUCCCGAAUGAAAUCGGCUCCUUCUGUACCAAACGGCAUGUUUAAGCGAAACCAUUCUUCAGCCGACUUCAGAGAGAAGCAAACCUGCGAUAUCCGCCUGCGCGUCCGUGCCGAGUAUUGCCAGCACGACUCGGCCCUUCAGGGCAACAUCUUUUCCAACAAGCAAGAAGUGGUGGAACGACAGUUUGAACGCUUCAACCAGGCCAACACCAUCCUCAAAUCCCGAGACUUGGGUUCCAUCAUCUGUGACAUCAAGUUCUCCGAGCUCACCUACCUGGAUGCUUUCUGGAGAGACUACAUCAAUGGCUCGUUGUUAGAAGCCCUCAAAGGCGUUUUCAUCACAGAUUCUCUUAAACAAGCAGUUGGACACGAGGCUAUAAAACUACUGGUCAAUGUCGAUGAGGAGGAUUACCAAGCAGGCCGUCGUAGACUUCUUUGUAAUUUGGUGACGAGCGGAGAUCCUCCCGGAGGUAUCAAAGACUGCGUGUCUUAG
Molecule: messenger RNA, 1155 nt
Organism: Nerophis lumbriciformis (worm pipefish)
Lineage: Eukaryota; Metazoa; Chordata; Actinopteri; Syngnathiformes; Syngnathidae
Source: RefSeq, a predicted model, not a curated record